AAACGAUGCAACGGUUACACAGUUCAGUUCGACCUUCUCGAGCUCUCAGUCGGCUGUUAGUAGUGCUUCGCCGUCCGCCAUUACUGUCACUUGAUCACUUCGCGCGCAAUUUCGAUUCUCGAACGUCGCGUGUGGCGGGAACGUAAAUAUUUUUUUUGAAAAAGGAAUUCAUUUGUUUGAAUAUCUUCGGUUUUGUGUCUGUGUUUUAGUGAACAGUGCAGUUUUGUGUUUUUGUGUGAGAAUUUAUUCGAUUUAGUGGCCACACUUCAAAAUAUUGCAUCAAGAUGACGGUGAGCAUGGAGCAACAUCUAACAACUGACGACAGUCAAUCGGUAGUAUAUGGCUACCGCAAGAGCCGUUGGCGGACGGUGCUAACCUACGUGCUGUCGACCCUGUUCUGUGGACUCCCCUUCCUGGUGUUCCACUGGCUUCCGACCUGGUUCCUCUACGUUACUUGUGUUCGCUGCUCCUUCCAGUUAGCUGAUAGAGUGCUUGUUGUUGAAACAUACCAAAAGAAAUGCAAGAGUUACUACAUACACCUAAUAUUACACAAAGAUAUAGCAGAUACUAGUGGAUUACUGAACCAAGGGUUUGACGAUGAAGGCUCGAAGGAGAAGGGUCCCAUCGAAAGCGCGGACGCAAUACACACUCCCAUACACCUAGAUGAUGGGACCACGCUUCAUGUACAGAACUACAGAUACUUCCGACAUAAGAAGCAAUCUCUUAUUUGGGAUGGUAGUCGAGCCAAGUGGACAAGGUUAGCGGGCAUCGAAUCUGGAGCUUCAUGUGCACAGCUACAAGCCAUGGGGGCUACACCUCCGUCCAGUGAACGAAGAGUUAGGAUGUUAAACAUCUACGGUCUAAACGAGAUCACCGUGCCGGUCCAGUCGAUAAUGACGCUGAUACUCCUGGAAGUCUUCAAUCCGUUCUACGUGUUCCAACUGUUUACAAUAGCUGUGUGGCUCGCUGAACCCUAUUAUUAUUAUUGUAUUGCCGUCGUAUUAAUGUCGACGUUUGGUGUUGCCACAUCUGUUAUACAGACCAAAAAGAACCAAAGCAACCUCCGUGCGACAGUGGAAGCUCACGACACGGUAGAGCUAUGGGACGGCCGCAGGGUGGACAGUCGCUGUGUCUCCCCGGGGGACAUCAUAGUGCUGCCACCUCGCGGGUGCAUCUUGCACUUCGAUGCUGCGUUACUCUCUGGCGCUGCUGUGCUCAAUGAGAGUAUGCUUACUGGUGAAUCGGUGCCCGUUACAAAAACAGCCUUACUUCGAGUGGACCGUCCCUUCGACUUGAAGGAGCAUGCGUCCAGUGUGCUGUUCUGUGGCACCAAGGUCAUACAGACCCGAUACUACAAUAAUGAACCCGUCAAGGCUCUAGUACUCCGUACAGGCUACAAUACAAGUAAAGGUCAGCUAGUCCGAAGCAUCCUAUACCCAGUACCAGCAGAUUUCAAGUUCGACAGAGAUUCUUACAAGUUUAUCAUCAUACUCGCCUGUAUAGCGACCAUAGGACUCGCCUACACUGUCGCGCUCAAGGCUUACCGCUCUCUAAGCCCCGGAGAUAUAACCCUAAAAGCUUUAGAUAUAAUAACGAUAGUGAUCCCGCCCGCGUUACCGGCGGCCAUGACAGUAGGGCGGCUGUACGCCGUGGCGAGGUUGCGGCGAGCUCGCAUCGCCUGUCUCAAUACUAGAGCCGUUAACGUCAGCGGAUCGCUGGAUUGUGUGUGUUUUGACAAGACAGGAACUCUAACAGAAGACGGUCUGGACAUGUGGGGUGUGGUGGCAGUCAGUGGGGCCUCUAAGCCCCCUAGGCUCGGCAGACCCCAGCGUGACCCCCGACAGCUAAACGAGCUACACCCCCUGAAGUUAGGCAUGGCCACCUGCCACAGUCUCACGCUGCUUGACGAUGAGUUGGCUGGAGAUCCACUAGAUUUGAAGAUGUUCGAGUCGACCGGCUGGGUGCUAGAAGAGCCGGACAUUCCAGAACAUUCCAACUACGAGAUUCUAACUCCUACUAUAGUGAAACCGAGGAAAACUGCCAAUAUUGACGUCGACGAUAUUCAUCUACCUCUAGAAGUGGGUAUAGUCCAACAACAUCAGUUCGUGUCCUCCCUACAACGUGCGUCGGUCGUGACGCGGGUAUUAGGCGAGGAUGUAUUGCGCGUCUACACUAAGGGGGCGCCGGAAAUGUUGCGCACGCUCUGCAUUCCCGAAACUGUUCCCGACAACCUGUAUGAAGUUUUGAACUCUUAUGCGGAAAAGGGGUACCGGGUGAUCGCGGUAGCCACCAGGGUCCUGGAGGUGACCUUCAAACAGCUGCAGAAGAUGACCAGGGAAGAUGUGGAGUGUGAGCUGGAGUUCCUCGGUCUGGUGAUAAUGGAGAACAGACUGAAGGCGGCCACUACCGGCAUCAUACGGGAGCUGAAGGAAGCCAACAUUCACGUCGUUAUGAUUACCGGGGACAACGUUCUGACGGCGGUGAGCGUGGCGAAGGAGUGCGGCAUCCUGCAGGGGGACGAGCGGCUCGUACUGCUCCACGCAGACUCCGCGGGGGGGACCCCCACCAUAUACUGCGAGAGCACGCUGCAUGGGGCGACAGUAGGGCGGCGCUGCCCGCUGCAGCGCUCGUGGCGCAGCGUGGACAGUGGGCGCGGCUCCUGGCGCUCCGCCUCCGCCUCGGCCUCCGCAGACCUGCACACUCUGGACGCGGAGACCGGAGCCCUGGAGCCCCGGUACAAGAUCGUCAUGACUGGAGACACCUGGCGGGUCCUUCGUGAACACUAUCCGAACAUGGUCCCCCGUGUAGUAGCCCGCGGCGCAGUGUUCGCUCGCAUGUCGUCCGACCAGAAACAACAACUCAUUGUGGAGUACCAGGCACUGGGGUACUAUGUCGGUAUGUGCGGUGACGGCGCAAAUGACUGUGGAGCCCUACGCUCCGCCCACACGGGGAUAUCGCUCUCUGAACUGGAGUCUUCCGUCGCAGCACCCUUCACCUCUGCCAACCCCGACAUCGUAUGCGUGGCGAGAGUACUACGAGAGGGACGAGCCGCCCUAUCAACCUCAUUCGGAGUCUUCAAAUUCAUGGUAGCCUAUUCCCUCUCAGAAUUCUUCUCAGUAGCCUUCCUUUAUUACUUCGAUUCAAACCUCACCGACUUCCAAUUUCUCUACAUAGAUGUCGCUUUAAUAGUAAAUUUCGCAUUCUUUUUCGGUAUGACGGAAGCUUAUACGGGUAAAUUAUGUAAGACGCCGCAUUUAACGUCGUUACUAGGACUAGUACCCCUCUUUUCUCUUGUCGGUCAAAUGAUCCUAGUUGGCCUAGGACAGUAUCUUAGUUAUUUAGCGUUGACAUUCUUCCCUUGGUACGUUAGGCAUACUUAUGAGGGCGAUGAAGCGAAUGAAUGUUGGGAAAACUACGCCAUUUUUGCUAUAUCAAUGUUCCAAUACAUUAUACUAGCUAUAGUAUUCAGUCACGGAUCUCCUUAUAGAAAAUCUGUUAUAACAAAUAAGCAACUUAUGAUCAGUAUGCUUAUAAUGACAUGUAUCUGUGUUUACAUAGCCGUAUGGCCGGCAGAAUGGGUAGCCAAGUUCCUUCAACUAAGAAUGCCAAAAGAUACUCUACUCUCAUACAUAAUUCUAGCGUUGGCAGCUUUCCAUCUCCUCCUAGCUCUUUUAUUCGAAAGAGUAAUCAUAGAAUAUUUAAUGGAAGGCAAGCAAUGUAUACCAAAGUUCUUAAAAGAAAAAAGGAUUAGAAAAACUCCGCAUUUGUUAAUUAGAAGGGAAUUGACGGAUAUGGAUUAUUUGGACUGUGAUAGCGUUAUCAAGUAUGAUAAAGAAACUAGCGAUUCGGCCUUCGAAUCUUCGGGAAAGGGCAGCUGAGACGAGAUUUCCCCUUUUUUAGUAUAAGACUCGAAUUAACGUGGUCAAAUGUGAUCUUUAUUUCGUACCAAAUUGAGUUCAAAUUGUCUAGAUCAAUUUAUAUUUUAUGAUAUAUAAAACAUAAACAUUAUUCUAUUUUGAAUUAUUAUAUGUGUUACAUAUAUGUUUUUUUUUUCAAUAAAUCUUGCCCUUAUUUUGUAGUGCCAUUUUAAUAUACAGAUAUUAAUUCAGGUGCAAAGAUUAAUUAUGAAUUUACACUUAUUUCUAAUUAUUAGAAAUGUCAACACAAACAUAUCAAGGAUUGUCGAUAUGUUUAUAGAAAAUAUUUUUAGUGAUGUAAUCGUUGUUGUUAGAAUAUAUCGAUUCUAAGAAUAUUUUUAUUGUUACGUCUCUACGUAGCUAUCGAUAAAUUUGAAACUAUCGAUAUUAAAGUAUAUUAUUUAUGUCGCGACACUCAAAUGAACAAUUUAUGAAUUAGAUCAUAAAUAAAAAUAUUUAUUUAUAAUUCUCAACUUUUUAAUAUAAAUUAUAAAGUUAUAUAUUUCUCUUGUAAACCUACUGUAAGUUUAGUAUUAUUAUUUUAAUAGUAAAAUAAGCAAUUAAUGUUCUAAUAUUUGAAUUAAAACAUUUCAAAGGAGGUCGUAAUGCUAAUAAUGUAGUACCUACGUCACAAUUAUAUGGUGCUUAUUUUCAAAACUUAUUUACAAUAGCAUUUGUGU
Spodoptera exigua (beet armyworm) is the source of this 4597-nucleotide messenger RNA. Lineage: Eukaryota; Metazoa; Arthropoda; Insecta; Lepidoptera; Noctuidae. The record is from the annotation of a GenBank genome assembly.